This is a messenger RNA of Mycosarcoma maydis (corn smut), 4203 nucleotides long. Its product is annotated as putative DNA-directed RNA polymerase III core subunit RPO31. Gene Ontology annotation, molecular function: DNA binding; DNA-directed RNA polymerase activity. Lineage: Eukaryota; Fungi; Basidiomycota; Ustilaginomycetes; Ustilaginales. The transcript has a single exon. The record is from RefSeq and is a predicted model, not a curated record. Gene Ontology annotation, biological process: DNA-templated transcription. The coding region runs from base 1 to 4203 and encodes 1400 amino acids.
AUGAAGCAACUCGUAUCUCAAGAUGCACCCAAAAAGAUCAAACACAUCCAGUUCGGCGUGCUGUCCAAGCAGGACAUUGUCAACAUGUCCGAGAUCGAAGUCACCACUCGGGAUCUUUACACAAUUGGCGAGUCGGAACGCAAACCUGUCGCAAAUGGUACUCUUGAUCGACGUUUGGGCGUGUCGGACAAAAACUCGUUGUGCGAGACGUGCCACCUCAAGAUGGCUGACUGUGUAGGCCACUACGGUUACAUCAAGCUAGUCCUUCCUGUCUUUCAUGUCGGCUUCUUUAAACAUACCGUUGCCAUCCUGCAAAGCAUAUGCAAGAACUGCGCCACUGUCCUUCUCGAAGAGCCCGAUCGUCGAAAGUUUCUCAAACGUUUCCGCCGUCCAAACCUCGAGAAUCUCGAUCGCACCCGUACCUUCAAGGCAGUCAACACCAUCGCACGCAAGGUGCUCUACUGCCCCAAAUGCGGCUACACCAAUGGCACCGUCAAGAAGCAAGGUCAGCUCAAGAUUGUCCACGAAAAGUUCCGCGCCAAGAAGACCGCAGCAGAGCACGACGAGUUCAAGGCCUCGUUUGCCACCAACAUCAAGAUGGGCAAUGGCGACAUCUCGCCCCAUCUCAACAAAGCGCAAGAGGAUCUCAACCCGCUCAAGGCGCUCGACCUUUUCAAGCGCAUCUCGGACGAAGACUGCGAGCUGCUCGGCCUGCGUCCUGAAUUCGGUCGACCAGAGGAAUACAUCUGGCAGUACAUUUGCGUGCCACCCGUCUGCAUCCGCCCUUCCGUCGCCCAAGACGGUGCGACCAACGAAGACGACGUCACCAUCAAACUCACCGAAAUCAUCUUCACCAACAGUCUGCUCAAGCUCGGUCUAGUCAAGGGCGGUAAAGGAACGACGACCAGUCAACUCGUACAGCAAUGGGAGUUUCUCCAACUCACCGUCGCCCUCUACAUCAACUCGGAGCUGCCAGGUGUCCCCACUCAGCCAGGUCAAAAACCAAGUCGUGGCUUCUGCCAACGUCUCAAGGGCAAACAGGGUCGCUUCCGCGGUAACUUGUCCGGCAAGCGUGUCGACUUUUCCGGUCGAACCGUCAUCGGCCCGGACCCCAACCUCAAGAUCGACGAAGUCGCCGUGCCACAGAGGGUGGCCAAGAUUCUCACCUACCCGGAACGCGUCUUUCAACACAACAUCGAACAGUUGCGGCAGGCCGUUCGCAACGGUACCGACAUUCAUCCAGGCGCAAACUAUCUCAUGGACGGCAAAACGGGCUUCAAGCGCUUCCUCAAGUUCCCAGGAAUGCGCGAGGAACUUGCAGAAAAACUGCGCGUCGGUGAUGUCGUCGAGCGUCACAUCCGUGAUGGUGACAUUGUCCUUUUCAAUCGACAGCCCUCGCUUCACAAACUUUCCAUCAUGUCACACAGAGCCAAAAUCCGUCCGUGGCGUACGUUCCGCCUGAACGAGUGUGCAUGCAACCCGUACAAUGCCGACUUUGACGGAGACGAGAUGAACAUGCACGUUCCUCAGACCGAGGAGGCCAGAACCGAAGCUACGGUCCUCAUGGGUGUCAAGCACAACUUGGUCACUCCGCGAAACGGAGAGCCCAUCAUCGCUGCUAUCCAGGACUUCAUCACUGCUUCCUACCUCAUCUCGAAACGCGAUCGCUUCUUUGAUCGAGCCCAAUUCUCGCAGAUCUGCAGCUACUUUUCCGACGCCGAUUUGCAUAUUGAUAUUCCCCCGCCGGCCAUCAUGAAGCCCGUUCGACUGUGGACGGGCAAGCAGGUCAUGUCGUGCCUCAUCCGUCCUAACCGCAAGAGUCCACACCUCGUCAACCUCGAGGCGCAAUGCCGAACGUUUGAAAAGCCCACCGGCGGUCAUCCAAAGGACAUGUCGCCCAACGACGGUUGGCUCGUCAUCGUCAACAGUCAAGUCAUGUGCGGUGUCUUUGACAAGUCAACCGUCGGUGACGGCAAGAAGAACUCGGUGUUUGGUGUUAUGCUGCGCGACUAUGGUCCUGACGCGGCCAUCACCGCGAUGAACAGGCUCGCCAAGACAUGUGCGCGCUGGCUUGCAAAUCAAGGAUUCUCGCUCGGUAUCAACGAUGUGAUCCCCGGGCCGAAGCUGCGCAUGAACAAGGAUGCCAAGGUUGAGGCUGCCUACGCCGAAUGUCUCGACCUGAUCGAAAAGGCCAAGUACGGCAAGCUGGAGAAUCUUCCUGGUUGCGACCAGGAGCAGACGCUUGAAAACAUGAUCUCUGGUGUGCUCUCUGGUGUUCGAAGCGACGUCGGUGAGAUCUGCAUGACCGAACUGAGCCGUCACAAUGCACCGUUGGUCAUGGCCGUCUGUGGUUCCAAGGGUUCCAAGAUCAACGUGGCGCAGAUGGUGGCUUGUGUAGGACAGCAGAUCAUCGCUGGUUCACGUGUGCCCAACGGCUUCCAAGAUCGAUCAUUGCCGCACUUUGCCAAGAAGUCCAAGGAUCCACCCUCCAAGGGAUUUGUGCGCAACUCGUUCUUCAGCGGUCUCACUCCUACCGAGUUUCUCUUCCACGCCAUCUCGGGUCGAGAAGGUCUGGUAGAUACCGCCGUGAAAACUGCAGAGACAGGAUACAUGCAGCGUCGUCUCAUGAAGGCGCUCGAGGAUCUGUCUACACACUACGACCUCAGUGUUCGCAACUCGGUGGGCGGUGUUGUGCAGUUUAUCUACGGAGACGACGGUCUGGACCCCGCCGAGCUCGAAGGCAACGCUAUGCCUAUCGAGCCUUUCCGCCUGUGGCGUCACUGUCUGGCCAUCACGCAUCACGUUGCUGGACGUGGUCUGUUGCCGUACGAGAUCAUGGAAGUGGUCAAGCGCGAGCUCAGCAGCGAUCGAUUUGUCAAGACGUGCACGCAAAAGUAUCGUGACUCGGUGUACGAGUUUCUGUACGAGAAUGUGUACCAGCGCGCCAUCAAGAUGCGCGAGGCGUUUGGCAUGUAUGGUGCUGAUUCGCGCGAGGAGCACUGGGACGAACAGACGGAUCUCUCGUUGGGCGCUGAUCGCGCGCAAUGGGCGAUCGUCAACAACAAGACCAAGAUCAAAGAGGUGGCCGUUCUCGCAUUCCUCGAGCAGUGCUACAUCAAGUACAUGAAAGCCAAGAUUGAGCCCGGCUCUGCUGUUGGUGCUGUCGGUGCGCAGUCGAUCGGUGAGCCAGGAACGCAGAUGACGCUCAAGACCUUCCACUUUGCCGGUGUUGCCUCGAUGAACGUAACACUGGGUGUGCCGCGUAUCAAGGAGAUCAUCAACGCAGCCAAGGUGAUCAACACUCCGAUUAUCGAAGCCAAGCUGGUGUCGGAAAAGUCGGAGCGUGCAGCGCGAAUUGUCAAGGGGCGUAUUGAAAAGACGUAUCUGGGCGACAUUGCCUCUGUGAUCGAGGAAGCGUGGGCGGCGCAGUACACGUACUUGGGUGUGCACAUUGACAUGGAAGCGAUCCAGAAGCUGCAGCUCGAGAUUACUCUGAACGACAUCAAGUGGGCGAUUGUCAAUGCGCCCAAGCUCAAAAUCAAGGAGGAGCGCGUCAUGGUGGUGCCCAAGAAGAAUCGCAUUCGAAUCUACGUUCCACCCGAGGCGCCGGACAAGGAGGGCGACGUGUACUACAAUCUCAAGGCGCUCAAGCGAGCUCUGCCUUCGAUUGUCGUCAAGGGCAUUCCGCAAGCUACGCGUGCUGUCAUUUCCGACGAAAAGGGUACGCGCAAGCUGCUCGUCGAGGGCUACGGUCUGCUCAAGGUCAUGACCACCGAGGGUGUGAUUGGAACGCAGACGCAUACCAACCACGUCAUGGAGAUGCAGGCGGUGCUGGGCAUUGAAGCCGCGCGCACCUCGGUGUACCGCGAGAUUGAACACACCAUGUCGGCGCACGGUAUGAGCAUCGAUCCACGUCAUAUUAUGCUGCUCGCUGAUACCAUGACGUACAAGGGCGAGGUGUUGGGUAUCACGCGCUUCGGCGUAGCCAAGAUGAAGGACAGCGUGCUCAUGCUGGCCAGUUUCGAAAAGACGACUGAUCACCUGUUUGACGCAGCGCUCUUCGGAAAGAAGGACGAGGUGCUGGGUGUCAGUGAGAGCAUCAUUAUGGGUAACCCGGCACAGACAGUAGGAACGGGUAUGCCAGCGUUGGUGGUUCCUGCACCGACGUUGCCACCGCGUCGAGCUCUGCUGUUCGAUCGAUAG